AUGCAGACACAGCUGGAGCCUGAAUUUGACUACAAGCAGUCCAUGCCUGGGCACGCCGGUGGCGCACUGCUGGGUGCCGCCCCCACAAACGGCCUGAUUUCCCGCAACCCUGAAUGGCUGCAGUCUGGAGUCAAGGGCGCCCUCCCGCCCAUCAUAGGCCACGGUGGGGGCAAGCUGCUGCGGCCCAUGACCUUCAGCAAUGAUAGGCAUGGUGCAUCUGGCCUGCUGGCACCAAUCUCAGCGCAGAGGGCGUCUCAGAUGCCGAACAGCAGUGAGCUGGCAGCGGCGGGAUCAGACUCCUCUGCGGAAGGUACAAGCAAGCCUGCAAACGCCACAAUCGAGGUCUCGGCGUUGCAAAGAGCUCCACAAGCAGCAAUUGACAGCAGCGGAAGGGAACAAGCAUGCGCCUGUACAUCGCAGGCCAUCAAGCGUCAAGACAGCAAGCAGCCGCGGCAGCAGCAGCAGCAGCAGCAGCAGCAGCAGCAGCAGCAGCAGCAGCAGCAGCAGCAGCAGCAGCAGCAGCAGCAAGAGGAGCAGGCAGACCAGGAACAUCAUCAUCUUCACCAGGAGCAACAACAACAGCAGGAGUGGCCGACUAUUACAAGCAACCGGCCCCUGCACACGCUGGAUGCACCUGCAGCACCGGGCGCCGGCGCCGGUACAUCUGCAGCAGCAGAAAGGCAGGCUCCAGAGACUGUGGACCCUUGGGGUGCAUUGGAGCAGCAGUAUGGCUGCAGCGUCCCUUCGGGGCCUGGAGGUCACCCCAGCUCGGAUGUAGUGGCAUGGCAGGGCACCAGGUCCUCCCGGGAGGAGGUUCUUGAAGUGGCAAGCAACGAGGGAGAAGAGGAUGGUUGUGGCACCAGAAUCAGCAGGACAUGGGAGGGCAAGCAGUCCAUCGCUCUGCCGCCUCCAACUUCCGGCCCUGCAGUGCGGGGCGCAGCAGCAUUAAGCCAUAGCCUGCAAAUGCACGACAAACUUGUGCGAGGUGGCGGUGGUGGACGGGGCAGCGCCAGGUAUGGUGGUUGGGGCGACGGGGAGCUUGCCGCGCCAGGCACCCUCAUGGUGGGCACCGGUGCCAUUGGAGAGCAACAGCACGACGAGGAUGUGUUUGGGCCCACGGCUCUAGACAGCAAUGGUUUGGCGUCACACUCGCUGGACGCGGCAGCGCCGGCGCUUGUGCCUGGACGCAGCGCGGGCGUGCUGGGCAGCGGGCCGUACGGGGCACAAAGCUUUCGAGGUGGUGGGGGUGUCGUGGAUGUGCUCGCUGAUGACGCGAUGGUGGAGGACAUAGAGGAUGCUGAUUUGGAGAGGGAGCUGGCGGCACAGGGCGCGUUGCCUGGGGACCUGGCGGCGAAGCUGGCGCAGUAUGAGAUGAUGAUGCAGGAUGAUGCGGAUGAGUGCUGA
Monoraphidium neglectum is the source of this 1404-nucleotide messenger RNA. RefSeq lists its product as hypothetical. Bases 1 to 1404 code for a protein of 467 amino acids. The record is from RefSeq and is a predicted model, not a curated record. Lineage: Eukaryota; Viridiplantae; Chlorophyta; Chlorophyceae; Sphaeropleales; Selenastraceae. The transcript has a single exon.